AUGACUAGCCUGUUUGGUGGUGGAGGCAGCAGCUCUUCGGGUGGUCUUAAUCAAGAGCGUCUCGAGAUGGCUCUCACAGAAAUGGACACAGUCACGGACCUGUUCAACCGAAUGGUCGCCUCAUGCCAGAGUAAAUGCAUUGCUCGGUAUGGGGAAGCAGACCUUAGCAAAGGGGAGACUGUUUGCAUCGACCGUUGUGUUUCCAAAUAUCACGAGGUUUACGGGAAGGUUGGCGACAAACUGAAGAUUCGAGGAGAGGGAAUGCAGCGCUAG
Molecule: messenger RNA, 273 nt
Organism: Mycena indigotica
Lineage: Eukaryota; Fungi; Basidiomycota; Agaricomycetes; Agaricales; Mycenaceae
Product: zf-Tim10-DDP domain-containing protein
Exons: 3
Coding region: 1-273 (90 amino acids)
Biological process (GO): protein insertion into mitochondrial inner membrane
Cellular component (GO): mitochondrial inner membrane
Source: RefSeq, a predicted model, not a curated record